This is a messenger RNA of Topomyia yanbarensis, 11275 nucleotides long. Its product is annotated as E3 ubiquitin-protein ligase znrf2-like. The record is from RefSeq and is a predicted model, not a curated record. Lineage: Eukaryota; Metazoa; Arthropoda; Insecta; Diptera; Culicidae. The transcript is spliced from 6 exons. The coding region runs from base 1428 to 1931 and encodes 167 amino acids.
UUCGCUCGCAUAUAGUAGAUUCGCUUCACCACAGUCAGUGUUCAGUGCGUAAAGUGCUGUGUUCGCUGUUCGUCAGAGUGUUAGCUCAGUCAGUGUGCAGCGGGCGGAGACCCCCAGAAAUAGAGUGCCGCGGCGGCGACGACAACGACGACGACGGAGUGUGGCGACGAGUGCGCGAUGACAAAUUUCUGCUAAUGGACAACCCGUCACCGAGAAACCGUGGUGUGCCAUUGCUUUUUUCUUUGUCGAAUCGGAUGCCGUAUUGGCGAGUAUUUUUCGCGAUCGCGAAUUUCGGGAAGGCUUGCUUGCGUGUUCGGUGUGAGUGAAGAACUUUUUUUUUUGCUCUACGAAACGCCAUGGUGCAAUCGUGAAAAAAGGAACGGAGUGCCCCCCGACCGAAGCAGCAGGAACGAAUGUUGCGAAGAGAAAACAAAGGAUGCUGGGCAUCUGCGGCGAAAGGAAACGCCUGCUAUUGCUAUCGUUGAAAUUGAUUUAAGGUAUUAGUGCGACUGACUGACUGGUGCGAGCGAGAAUAAUAAUAACAAUCGCACUCUUGACGGAUCGAGCGACCGACCGAUCGCGAGUCAGACAGAGGCAAGGCAGUUCAGCUCUCUUUCUCUCUGCGGUACACGUACCGAACAAGCAGGCGAACGAAACCCAAACACAUCGGUGGGAGAGGGCCAUCAGCAGUAGCAGCAGCUGUGCAGAAGCGAGAACGCCUCAACUGUUACUGACAGACACAAGAAGAAGGAAAAAAUAGAAACAAAAGUGCAAGGUGGUGUUUGUGUGGCUCCGUGCGAGAGUUGCGAUACUUUUUGUGUGUCAAAAAAGUGGGCUCCCGUUUCGAUAAAAAUUCAACAGAAACAAAAAAAUAGAACCGGAGAUUGUGGACACGACGGAUGAUCGCGUCGAGGUGAAAAUCCUGUGGUGAAUGUGGUCCCCUAUCCGGGGAAGGAACAAAAUUCGCUGUGAGACUGCACCAGGAACGAGGACGGAAAGUGUGAAAAUCGGGUUUCGAAAGUUGCACAGACUCUUCUGGUUUCUUCAUCAUAAAAUGCUGAUUUCGUCGUGACUUUUUUUCGACUGUCGAGUCGCAAAAUCUUAUCGUGUUUCCUUGAUUAGUGUCUGUGUGUGCCACUUAGGCUAAGAAGAGCUCGAACUUGGAUUCGUGAAGUGGGAUUUCCUGUUUUAAUCAGUGCCAGAACGAUCACAAUAACCAGUCUCUCGGUAAUUAGUGCGCGUGAAAACGGACCGUCGUCGUAGCACAGAAGGAGACACUGGGUAGCUUAACAGUGGUGCAUAAUUAUUUUCUGCGGUAAUUGCUGGUCGGAAGGUGCAGGAAACGCCAUCGGUGGCGGAACCGGAAGCUAGAGCCGAAUAGGAGGGGGCUCCAAUACGUACCACUCUCGGUGGAUUCAUGAGAAGAGAUGGGAAUAAAGGCCAGCACAGCAAAUGGUGGACAGUCGAGUCCUAGAACUAGAACGUUCUCCACCAGCAGCAGUUCGGACGUGGUGUCCGCCGGUGCAGGAGUACCGUACGAAAUAUCCUCCGCCAGUCCGGAAACCGACAGCAGCUCCGCCGAGGAGAAUGCCGCUGCGAGCGCUGCCUCACUAGCGUUAGGUAGGGUCUAUGCGGCCACAUCCUUGCCGACACACAUCUGGUCGUUGAAUGGCAUCAAAUGUCCAGUGUGCAGCAAGUUUGUCAUGCCCGACGAUAUAGAGUGUCAUUUAGUAAUGUGCCUAACGAAACCUCGUUUGUCUUACAAUGAGGACUGCUUAACGGAUGCCAAGGGUGAAUGUGUUAUAUGUUUAGAUGAUUUAUGUCCCGGUGAUAUCAUUGCUAGAUUACCAUGCUUAUGCAUCUAUCAUAAAGGAUGUAUCGACAAAUGGUUCGAGGUGAACCGUAGCUGUCCGGAACAUCCGGGUGAUUAGUAAAACUAAUGCCAGUCCGGGCCGAGGAAACGUUUUGUACUAAGCAAAGGGGACAUCCAGUAGCAACUAAACUAAUAGAAUUAAUACACAGUAACAAGAAAACAAACAAAAAACAACUGAUCAUCUGUGAAUGUGCGAAGGAAACAGAAAUAGGAUCCCGCGAUCGAUUCGAACAAGGCACACAGACACAAGCACGUGGAUGGUGGUUUUUCUUUUUCUGUAAGUGAUAUAUUUUUGACCGAUUUUGCAGCCAAUAAAACAUUUGACACGCUGGAAUCUAAUCCACUAACGCGGGAACCGGUGGAACCAAGCAAUUUUUAGUUUUGACGUAUCGCAAUAAAUGAACACUUUUGACUGGAGUAAUAUAAAACAAACAAACAAAAAAAACUCGGGAAGCAGACAAUGGUUUUAGUCGAGCAGGUCCGCAGGAAACCAUCGAUUAUCAUUAGUAGUGACCGGUUGGAGAGGGUGUUUCCGGUUUCCUUCGUUCGAGUGUCGAUUGCUAGCUGACAAAAAAAAUCUAGUAGUAGAAUCUAAACGUGAUGAGUCGCUUUGUAAAUAUUUGAAUAUGGUAGCGUUUGAAAGGCAACAAACGAGAAAAUGCAUACAACUAAGGCUAAGAGUAAGAGAUUAAAGUAAAAUAAAAUUUUCAACUGAUAAAAAUAUAGUGAAUCAAAGAUAAAUAAACGACAACCAACACAUAAGAAUAUCCGUAAGGUGAAUUAUGUAGUGAUAUAAUCGUUGAAAUAAAACAAAAAAAAACAAUUUAAGAAAUAAUUGUUAACAGUCCACUGGUACUCUUGACACGGUAGAAACGGAAGUAAAAUAGGGUUUCAGUUCAACCGACGAUCAUGGGCUUUCUUACCCAGUUCCGCCUGCGCUCAACGUUUCCAUGCUGGUGUUAUGGUUUGACAAGAUUUUUGUCAUAAAUCCACACGUUUUCCUAGCUUCUGCUCGUAUACCUCUCUCUCGCUCUGUUUUGGAGGCAGACAAGUAGGUUUUUCGUUUGUUUGCUCCUAGAACAAUCAAACAGUGCGUAACCAAUUGUUGUAAAUAAAGUAGGGAUUCUCUUUUCAGAAGUCUAAUCAUAACUAGUUGAAAGUAAACAUGAAUUAAUUGCAAAAGAAAAGAAAAAAAUGUUUCGGUUUUGCUGAUAACGAAGAAUAGUGGUUGAAAAGGAGACGCGUGCUUAUGGAGCAGUAACCCGAAACCGAGUAGACGGAAACGAAUUAGGAAUUACGAUGAUUAUGUGAAACAGGAGCUUGAAUCGCUACCACCGUUUGUUGUUAUUACACAUUGAUAAAAACAGUCGGCGUUGAGCCAUGUCAUCAUCCUUAAGAAUGUAUUAUUUGCUGCGCUGCAGAAUCUGUUCAGAGUGAUUGCAAUUCGAAAGACGUCAUUUUUCGUGGUAUUGAAACGAGUAAGAGAGUGAAAUAUUAAAAUGAGCUCGAGUACGCAUCAGAAAAUAUCAUUCUAGAUUAGAUAGAAUAAUUUAAUCGUGCCCAGUUCUAAGGCGAGUACCUCCAAGAGAAUAGAAAGGUAGAACAGAUUGGAUUAAUUUUGACGUUGAAGAGUUCAUGAAUAAUGCUUCUUUUUAACCAGUAUAUUCUAGUUUAAAAAAUUCUCGUGUUUAUUUUGUUCUUAUUUCAGUAGAUCUUAAUUUGAAUUCGUUUGAUCACGGCUAAUAACUUAUAAAAACUAAGGUCAGUGCGAUUUGGCUAGGAUCUGCAAAAGGAUCACUGAUAAUCGACCAUUAUCCAGAUCCUAUUUGCGCAGUCCUUCCAUUCCGACUGGACUGAUUACCGAAUAAACAAAAACCUUGCUGACAGAUUUCGAAUGACAAUUUCGAUUAGUUUACGGCAGAAUUAAUUUUGGCUUUGUGGUGCAAUAUUGCCCCAAAACAGGGUGAACUGAAUUUAACCUAGUAUGCCGAAAUUUAAACAGACUUCUAAUUUUUAUUGUACACUCAAUACAUUUACAAUUCAUUAAGAGUUAACCUCGAAAUUUCGACUAUUCGACUAAUCGCUAACUUCAACUUCGAUUUUGUUUCGAACAAGAACCAAUCCAUAGACGGACACUUUUUUGAGUGGGUCGAAGCUCUCACCUUCCCACAUAACAAAUUUGCGGGUAGCCGGUGGAGAUUUCUGUCAGACCUUGCUUUAGCAACCCAGUCAGAUUUCUGUACGCAUGGGACUGAGGCGAAUUCAAUUUGAGCGCCACCUUCUGGCAAAUUAGUUUCAUGUUACAACAGGUAAAAUAUUCUAGUUGCAGUUGAAAACCGAAAUAUUGAACAUGCGCCUUUCGUUUUUUCCCUAUUUGCGGUGUGGGCAACUAAUGCGCAUCCUGUGUGCAUGCUAAAGAAUCAACUUGCCGAUAUGCUUUUUAGUUACGCACGCUGAAAAUAGGAAAAAAAAUCGAUAGGGGCAAGUUCACUAUUUUGAUUUUCAGCUGCAACCAGAAUACAUUAAGAAAUAUUCAGUUUUAAUGUUGUUAUUACUUUAAUGAUUUAUCUGUUUCAGGUAUUGUAUUCUGCGGGCUCUUAAGAGCGGUUUUGUGAGUACAGUGAAAUUCUGGCAGGAACUAAGCAAAACCCUUGGUUAUAUCUCCAAGAAAAAAUGGAUCUUCAUUGGAUACUUUUGAAACAUUCCUCAGCAUGCAGGCAGGCUUCUGACUCAAUAGUUUCCAAUCUUCGCGACCUGGCAGAAGGUCAGCAGAAAUAGAACAAAGCGAACUUGGUUCUGGCAAAAUUCUGUCGGCAUCCUGUGUGUGUUUAACCAGAAAUCUCAAAGGCAACAACCGAUUCUACCAGAAGCGGUGAAACUAACCGAUAACGCUCGCUUUUAGCUAGGAUGCUUCCAGGAAUGUGCGGUGUGGAUUGUUACUCUGUUCCUCCCAGAAUAUUCAAAUUUUUGUACUCUGUCUAGAAAAUAUCGCGAUGGUCUAUGCACGGUUCCUUUGAAAACAAAAGUUUAUUCCGAUUUUUGCCGCAGAAACCUUACCGACAGUCCAGAUUGCCACGGCCACCAGUAGUAUACAAACUAGCAGCAACUUGAAUGUUCGAUCAGUGAGCUUCAAGUGAGUAGUUUGCAUAUUAUCUCAGCAGCAUCCAAGCUAAAAUCAUCGUCGUCUUCCGGCCCGGAAGGCAUUCCGUCCGUGCUGAACCACUACGUCGGUUAUUCGAGUUGUCGCUUGCCACCGCAACGAUGGGGAAAUUAGCUUUUGUGGUUCCAGUUCCUAAGAAAGGGGACAAGAAGAACGCAGAAAAUUAUCAAGGAAUUUUUGCACUAAUGCGCUGUAUCGAAGCUUUUCGAAUUAGUUGCGAUGGAGCCGGUGUCCUUUCACUGCAAGCAAUGUAUCUCUGAGGAUCAACAUGGAUUCAUGCCUAGCCGGUCGAUUACGACGAAUUUAUUGUCAUUCACUUCUUUCAUCUUUGACGGGUCUGAGGAUGACUUGCAAACCGAUGCUGUGUACAAACUGAUCUGUCCGCCGCUUUUGAUAGAAUCAAUCCCGAUAUCGCCAUUGCUAAAUUAACUAAACUUGGAUUCAAUGGAUCACUUCUCCGUUGGCUUCAGUCAUAUCUAGUAGGCCGUCAACUCAGCGUGAAUAUAGGCAACGACCACUCUGAAAUGUUUGAAGCUACGUCUGGCAUCCCACAGGGACGCCAUCUUGGAUCCAUUAUCUUUCUACUUUAGUUCAACGACGUGAAUUGUAGACUCAGUGGACCACGCUUGUCGUAUGCUGAUGACGUUAUGGUAUUCAACCAUAUCAAGACUUUGGCAGACGCUCACAUCCUGCAGAAUCAAUUCGAUGUCUUUAGCGAGUGGUGUAUCGAUAAUCGAAUAAUUCUAAAUCCCGCAAAAUGUUCUGCAAUCACCUUCUCGAGGAAAAGAGAAUCUAUUAAUUUCGACCGCAAUCUCUCAAGACAGCUUAUUCCGCGAGAAUGCUGUAUGAAGGAUCUUGGAGUGAUAUUAGAUUUCAAACUCACUUUCAAGCAACACGUCUCAUAUGUCAUUGGCCGGGCAUCACGAAAUCACGGAUAUCUACUGUCCAAAUAGUCUGUACUGUUCCCUAGUCCGAUUCCCUCUCGAGUAUUGUUCGAUGAUUUGGAGCCCGCACUAUAUGAACGGUUGCGACCGAAUUGAAGGUAUCCAACGCAAGUUUAUACGAUUCGCUCUGAGACAGCUAACCUGAUACAGCAAGAGCUCUAGUUGUCGCCGAUCUGUUGUCAGCGGCAGACACAUCGAUUCUCCAGCUUUGUUCGAACGAGUAAACGUCCAAGCUAGAACUAGGGCGUUACUCUUUUGAGAGUGCCUCUUCGGCGGUUCAACCACACAGGGAAUGCAGCCAUCACAGGAUUAAAAAGAACAUUCAAUCGUGUGACACACCUAUUCGACUUUAAUUUGACUCGUAAUGUAAUUAUUUUUUUAAUAAUUUUUAGAGUAGGACAUGAUUGGACCGAGUGCCUCCUUCUAUUGAUUUACGUUUUUAAAUAAAAAAAUAAAUAAAAUUCAGCCAGUGAAUUUUGUCAGGAAGUGCAAGUAGGAAUCGAUUUCGCCCUAGCUUAGCUGAUCUGAAUCUCGCAGAGUGGUCCUUGUCAGAAAAUUUGGUGACCGGGAAAGAUUCGCCAGAUCAGUUAGAAAUGCUGAAUUCCAGUGAGCAGUCCAAAUAAAUGUCUCAAAAUCGUCCAAUGGGUAUCGUAUACAGGACGCCUGUAGAGCGAUCCAUUUCGGGUAAGCAGACGUCCUUUAUUACUAGGAUAUGUGGCGAUUUGUUAUCAUUAGAUGUUUGAAAGUGUGGUUUUGUGUAUUUUCAUGCACCUGUAAGCUAAAAGCUGAUAAAUUUAGGUCUAGCGGUAGCGUAUCAUAUUGUGCAAUAUAUAGCACAAGUCAAAUUAGUUUCAAUUCGAGCAUACCUCCGACAGAUCGACGGCUAACUUAACUGAUACAGGAUCCCAAACUCUUCCGAGAUCCACCUGUACAUCUUUUCAGCAACUCCCACUACUCCUUUCAACUGGAAAAACGAACUGUUUUUUUUUUUUUUCAAAUGAAGCUUGCUGUAAUUUGCUAUUUUCCAAACAGGGACAGGGAAACUGUCUACCUCUUCGUUUGUGACGCAUUUCGACCAGUAUUUAUUUUGUAUGGGAGUGGUACUUCUAGUGUAUUCAGGCAGCAUGCGGUGCUUUGUUGAUUUUUUUCUCCACUUUGAUAUAGCUACUGAAAAUUAUAGACUAGGUGUGGAGAAUUUCAAGCUGUUCGGAGCCAAGUUGACGAAGGAGCGAUUCGACAUGAGUAUUUGAGCAAGCAACAAAUGAACUCUUGCAGACCGGUUUCACGAACACUCAUUCAGUUUCUUGGUUGAAAUUUGUGUCAUUUGAAGUAUACGUACAUCAUCCGUAGAAAAGUCUAGUGGUAUGCGGGUUCUUGCAUUUUCUGGUGCUGAUUGCUACUGUCCUUUUUUAUUUUAAUUGAAUAAAUAUUUUUUAGUUAUUUUUUAUUUUAGAACAAUAACAUCCAAACCGAGAAUACUAGAACGACCUCAUCAGAUCUACUAUCAAUCUAUCUUCUGACCUCGCACAAAGCAGAAGCAAAAAAAAUCGCUACGCUAUAGCAGGCUAUAGGAACCAGUGAAUCAAGCCAGCUUUUGUUCUGUAUCAGUGCAUACACAAAUUGUAUCGUUGCACCCGACUGCGGAGUGAAAUGAGUUUGCUAAAUGAAACAAAAGUGCCCGUGCUACGGGAUAACACGAUUUCGAUCGAUUUUAAUAAAAUUCGUGUUAGACCCACAUUUCAGGAAGUGGAACAGUUAGUUAAGGUUAAAAAUGGAGGUUAAUUUCGCUGAAGUUACGUACAUUCAGCUACAGCAAGUAAAAAAACUGUGUUUUGAUCACGUUUAGAAGCUUAGCACAGGCAGAAAACUUCAUUGCCAAAAACAACAUGUAACACGAGGUCGAAUUUAAUAACAAGAUCAAGAUCCCCGUGCAUAUGGAAAACGACAUGGUGGACGUGCGUAUCCAUGAUUUGGCCCCGCGCACAAGGGAUGAUUACAACGAAUCAUGUCGCAAUAUGGAGAAGUAGAAUCUAUUACGAAUGACACCUAGAGAAAUUUUUUCCCCGGUAUUCCCAACGGCGAUACAAUACGAAUUGUGAGGAUGAGAGGGACUAAACCAAUACCGUCUUACAUGACUAUCGAAUGCAAAUCACCGAAGGAAGGCGUGACCUAUAAGCAAACAACGCUAAUCACAUAUCCCGGGCAGACCCCAACAUGCCAAUUCUGUAACCAUACAGUUCACUACGGAAAAACAUGCGCCGAAGCAUCUAGUCAAAAUUCAUCUACUACAUCCACUGACACCAUCAGAUAAACCAAAACCAACGAUCCAAUUGACCAGGUGUACAACGACAACCACUCCCAAAUCAACCAACUAGCAUCGCCAAUAAAGAAGCAAAUACCGAUGAAGACGAACAAGAAACAAAUAAGAUUCUCUGAUCGUGAACAGGAAGAAAGCAGUACCGAUGAUGACAUGGACGGAAACGAUAACGCGAGAGAAGGCAGACUGAAUAACCCCCAAGCGGCUUCACCGCCAAGGAAAAGGAUCGCAACACGCACCAGCAAACUGCGUCAAUAAGAUCUGGCAGACCGACGUUCUUAGAAUUUUGUUAUUUUUACUUAUCGUAAAAAAUUAAAACACCCACGGCUCAGUUGUGCUAACGCAUUGAGCCGUUUCAAAUAAAUAAUUAGAUAAAAAAAAAUCAGAUCUACUAUAGUUUGUGUAUGACACUUGAGAUUUCACACAUCUGGCGGAUUGUAGAAGUGGAUUGAACAGGUCUGUGUGGGUGAUGUCCCGGCUAACGAUUGACGAACUUUCCCAGUAAAGUUCAGCCUGAACUUUACUGGGUAUUGGCAGUUACGUAAUUCAGAAGACCAGCUGUCAGUUUGUUGGAUGAAGCUAUAGCUGUAAUGAUUCCGAAAAUACAAGAGAAUGAGGAGGAAGUAUUGCAUGCGGCAGCUGGAGUGCCAGACGAACUUAUGAAAGCAGAAGAAGUAUUUCAUAACUCGAAGUUGGGCAAGAAAUGGAUUCUUAUACACAAUGUGAAGAUGCAGAUGUUAGUCAUGAGCUACUAUCCGAGGAAUUUGCGGGAGAGUCAGAAAAAAAAAUCGGUGGCAGAAAAAUCGACAUCCCCAUUCCAACUUGACUGUCCCGGGGCCAGAAUAAGAUUACUCCAAGCACCAGUGAUUGGAAGUGCAGAAAACUAGGUUGGUUCAAUGAUUUCAUUUCUUCUGAUGGUGCAUUUUCUGCUGUAGAUUGGCCAUCUAAAUCAAUCAAUCAAGAACAAAACCUGGAUGGUUCAAAACUCAUCGGGGGAUUUUCGGCAUGAAAACGGAUACUUAAAAGCAAAAUUAGUCGUUACGCAGAAGAACAUCCACUACGUCGAAAGGUUGACCCCGGUGACAAAAUUUGACAUGAUCAGGGCAUCAUUAACCAUCGCGAGUAUCAGGGAAACGAAAAUCCAUGAAUAGAUUGCGAACAGCAUUCCUUAACGGCGGAAUAGUAGAGAACCCUACGUUAAUUCAAUGCAUUGGACGUUUAUGCACCGAAUACCUAAAAUUUCGAACGGGUCGUUGCUCUUAAGUGGACAAAGCUGGAUUGGUAUAGAACCGUUUUAAUGUUUCAAUUUGGAGGAAAUCAAAUCAUUUAGACGGCUUUUCGGUUUAAGGAACGGGUGCGAGAUCUCAGUGUGCGUAUUUUAAACGUCAGAUAUCUCAAAUGUCCGAAUAAUGAAGCUGACGGGGAGCUGACGGAGCUCAAGCCAAGUCGAAAGCCUGUUGAAGCGACCACUAUACGCGUUGAAGCAAUCUUCAAAAUUCAACAAAUUUCUCAAAGCUCAGGGGUUCUUCCAGUCUCACUACAAUUACUAUGUGUACGUGAAAAACAUAGAAAAGGAACAGUAUUGAUCAUAGUAUAUUUGAACGAUCUGUUCAUCAUAUCCCUGAAGCAGCAAUUUGAACAGUUCGAUGGGAUUUUAUUUGAACUGCUAGUCUCUUGAAUUGUAACUCGGCGGAUGAGAAUAACUGUCGGUGGCUUAACGAUGAUGGAUCUUUGUUCUAAACGACUUGCAAUCCUCGUUAUUUUAUUAGUUUUAGGUAAUAUUUCUUUGCAAUAAAUUUUGGUCCACCAAGCGGGUCUCAGAAUAAAAUAACAAAAUUAUAACUGAAUAAAUUUUUCGAAACAAACUGUGUAAUCAAUCUUCUUAGUUGCAAAAAUAACCAAUUAUAACAAGUAUCAACAGAGUUUUGAUAGUGUUUUGUUAUGAUCUUCUGAUGCGGGAAUAGUCUGCCAAGCUUCCCUUCACAGUUUUUGCUUGACCCCGACUGCAGUUGGGGCUAGAACCUGAUUCAGUUUUGCUUUAAACAAAAAUACAGCAUUAAGUCUCACGCAAUUUUGAACUCGGAUAGUAGUUACCCAUUUUUUGCUCUCGAAAGCUCUCUAAUUACUAGGCCUAUUUCCUCAACAGCGGAAUUGUUCCGUUGGAAUGGUGUUUUUUUGAGAAUCUAUCAACAAUCUGUUGAACUACGUUGGAAUUAGGAGCUAGCAGUUCUCCUUGUCUUAGUCUGAUAGAAGGUAGAUGAAAUGACUGAAUUAACAUUAACCGAUUUUGCAGAUUGAUUUUUGAACUUUUUAUUAAAUUUGUAAGAACAUCUGGCUCAUAGUAAAAAGGUUUUUUUUUUUUUACAAAUUAGAGGGCUUUCGAUAUACAUCAUAGAAAAAGAAUAGAUAGUCAAAUUAACCGCGCUAAAUUAUUUGAACAAUAUUUUUUCUGUUUUUAAAAAAGGCAGCAGCAAAAAAAUUUAAAAAAAAAACGGAAUAGAAUAACACAAGAAUCACAUAUUUAGGCAGAAAAAAACCAAAACCUUAGACUACGAACCUGAUUCGUAAAUGCUUUUUUCGAUGUUCCAUUAUUUCAGUUUUGCGCCAGUAAACAAAAAGCGAACAAACAUCAUCCCCGGAUUAAGCGUUGUUUGUUGCGAAACAACAAAUAAAUAAGAGAUUUCUCUAUCUAACAAAAUAGAAAAGCGACUAAAUAGAACAAAACGACGCAAGAUGGGGAAAUUUAGGACAAUUUAAUACAGUAUGCAACUAAAAAAAAAACGAUUGUAAAUAUGUCUAAAGAAAGAAAAAAGUACAUAAAUAUAGCAAGUAUCUUAUUCGCUAGAAGGGUUACGGAUACGAAAUGAUGACGGGAAUAGUAGCCCACCCGCCCACGACGGUCCCGAAAACCGAGACGAAAUCAGCAGAAGGCAGGAAGAAUGUGGGGUUUUUUUUCGAGCUACACCGGUUGAACGUAAAAA